This is a messenger RNA of Trichosurus vulpecula (common brushtail), 306 nucleotides long. It is a transcript of the gene CLPSL2, whose product is annotated as colipase like 2. Lineage: Eukaryota; Metazoa; Chordata; Mammalia; Diprotodontia; Phalangeridae. Gene Ontology annotation, biological process: digestion; response to food; lipid catabolic process. Gene Ontology annotation, cellular component: extracellular region. The coding region runs from base 1 to 306 and encodes 101 amino acids. The record is from RefSeq and is a predicted model, not a curated record. Gene Ontology annotation, molecular function: enzyme activator activity. The transcript has 3 exons.
AUGGAGAAAGUCCUUAUCUUGCUGCGGUUUGCCCUAGUCUUGGGCCAGGUGUCUUCCAGCUUUCAGGAAAAAAAUUUGAAACUGAAGGCCAGCGGAGAGGAAUGUUACCAGCACUCAGAUUGCACAAACAAUUGCUGUCUCAUAGGCUUGCUCAGGGGCUUGAACUUUUGUGCUCCCAAAGGGAAAAUAGAGAUGCUAUGUUUACCACAGACGACAUCAGAGACCACCAUCCUUUGUUCCUGCCACUGGGGUCUGAGUUGCAGAUCUAUUGAUCGCUUCUGUCCCUGCCGGUGCCUGAUGUUUUAG